Pipistrellus nathusii (Nathusius's pipistrelle) is the source of this 1995-nucleotide messenger RNA. The record is from the annotation of a GenBank genome assembly. Lineage: Eukaryota; Metazoa; Chordata; Mammalia; Chiroptera; Vespertilionidae.
AUGGAGCUGGAGGUGCCGGACGAGGCGGAGAGUGCCGAGGGCGGGACCGUGACCUCGGAGGCGACCUGGUCCUCGGAGAGCUGCGCCGGUGCAGGUUUGGCCCAGAAAAAGACGGCCCUGGCAGAGGCCCCAUCUAUGAGUGGACAGCCGGGCCCUGGUCACGGGAGGAAGCUGGGCCAUCGGGGUGUGGACGCAUCUGGUGAAACCACGUACAAAAAGACCACGUCUUCCACUCUGAAGGGGGCCAUCCAGCUGGGCAUUGGCUACACCGUAGGCAACCUGAGCUCCAAGCCAGAGCGAGACGUGCUCAUGCAGGACUUCUACGUCGUGGAGAGCAUCUUCUUCCCCAGCGAAGGCAGCAACCUUACUCCCGCCCACCACUUCCAGGACUUCAGGUUCAAGACCUAUGCACCUGUCGCCUUCCGCUACUUCCGGGAGCUCUUCGGCAUCCGGCCAGAUGAUUACUUGUACUCGCUGUGCAACGAGCCUCUGAUCGAGCUGUCCAACCCCGGCGCCAGCGGCUCCCUCUUCUACGUCACCAGCGACGACGAGUUCAUCAUUAAGACGGUGAUGCACAAAGAGGCGGAGUUCCUGCAGAAGCUGCUGCCCGGCUACUACAUGAACCUCAACCAGAAUCCGCGGACGCUCCUGCCCAAGUUCUAUGGGCUGUACUGCGUGCAGUCCGGGGGCAAGAACAUCCGUGUGGUGGUCAUGAACAACAUCCUGCCGCGCAUGGUCAAGAUGCACCUCAAGUUUGAUCUCAAGGGCUCCACAUACAAGCGGCGGGCCAGCAAGAAGGAGCGGGAGAAGAGCAUCCCCACCUACAAGGACCUGGACUUCAUCCAGGACAUGCCCGAGGGGCUCCUGCUGGACGCCGACACCUUCUCUGCGCUCGUCAAGACGUUGCAGCGGGACUGCCUGGUGCUGGAGAGCUUCAAGAUCAUGGACUACAGCCUGCUCCUGGGUGUGCACAACAUCGACCAGCAGGAGCGGGAGUGGCAGGCCGAGGGUGCGCAGAGCACGACGGACGAGAAGCGGCCGCUCGGUCAGAAGGCACUCUACUCCACGGCCAUGGAGUCCAUCCAGGGCGGGGCCGCGUGUGGGGAGGCCAUCGAGACGGAUGACACGAUGGGGGGGAUCCCCGCCGUGAAUGGCCGAGGGGAGCGUCUGCUGCUGCACAUCGGGAUCAUCGACAUCCUGCAGUCCUACAGGUUCAUCAAGAAGCUGGAACACACCUGGAAGGCACUUGUCCACGAUGGGGACACUGUCUCUGUCCACCGGCCCAGCUUCUACGCCGAGCGCUUCUUCAAGUUCAUGAGCAACACCGUCUUUCGGAAGAACUCCUCCCUGAAGUCGUCACCAUCCAAGAAGGGCCGUGGUGCCUUGUUGGCGGUCAAACCCCUGGGACCCACCGCUGCCUUCUCAGCCAGCCAGAUCCCCUGCGAGCGGGAGGAUGCGCAGUACGACCUGCGGGGGGCCCGCAGCUACCCCACGCUGGAGGACGAAGGCCGGCCUGACCUCCUGCCCUGCACGCCGCCUUCCUUUGAGGAGGCCACCACCGCUUCCAUCGCCACAACCCUGUCCUCCACGUCCCUGUCCAUCCCAGAGCGGUCCCCCUCAGAGACCUCAGAGCAGCCGAGGUACAGGCGGCGCACACAGUCCUCCGGACCGGACAGCCGGCCCCAGGAGGAGGCAGGCGCAGAGGAGGACCUGCAGCAGAUCACGGUGCAGGUGGAGCCCGCGUGCAAUGUGGAGAUAGUGGUCCCUAAGGAAGAGGAAGAGGGGGUGGAGGCUUCCCCGGCCUGUACCUCUGCCAUCGUGGUGGAAGCCGAAACCGCCAGCCAGGCCUCAGAGCCCGCCAGCCAGGCCUCGGAUGAGGAGGACACGCCCGCCACCGACAUCUACUUUCCCACCGAUGAGAGGAGCUGGGUGUACUCCCCGCUCCACUAUAGCGCACAGGUCCACUCAGCCUCCGACGGCGAGAGCGACACAUAA